Molecule: messenger RNA, 2613 nt
Organism: Mesorhabditis spiculigera
Lineage: Eukaryota; Metazoa; Nematoda; Chromadorea; Rhabditida; Rhabditidae
Source: the annotation of a GenBank genome assembly
AUGAAAACCCCGCCGCAGGUGCCGGAAGAUAAGAAGAAGCCCGAAAAGGACAGCCACGAGCCCACCGGCGCCCCGCCGAUGCACGAGCACUCACACCACAUGCACGACGGCGAGAUCAGCAGCAAGGCUAUGGACGAGCCUGCACCACCCGAACCGGCACCCACCCACACACAUUUGACCAAGGAACCGGUGCCCCUUCCCGAGCCGGCCAUCAAGUUCGACAACAUCAAGGACGAGGACUACGGAGAUAACGUUUUGGACAAUACCAAGCCCGCCGACAUUGACAACGAGGCCAUCGCGCAGCUCGUCACUCAAUUCUUGGAGGGACCUGAUAAGAACAAGCCCGGCCCCAAGUUCGCCAAUGAGGCCGCCCAGAAGUUGGUCAACUCCAGCCCCUACUGGCUGGACAAGGGCAUCAAGCCGGCCGGAUCGGUCAAGGACCCCGAGGAGGCCAAGAUGUGGCUCGAUGGGUAUUAUCUGGAGGCGCAGAAGGUUUUGUACCAGGUCACCACCGCCGGGUGGCACUACUUCACCUCGAUCUCGGGAGACUCGAGGAAGGCACUAGCUGAGGCUCAGGACGUCAUGUCCCGUUUCGUCCGCUCCACCUCCAUGCAGGCCAAGCAGUUCGACAGCUCGGUGAUGCCGGAAGAGAUGCAACGCCAGCUGAACUACGUCUCCUUCGAGGGAAUGAGCGCGUUGAGCGAGAAGGAUCAUCAGGCGUACACUUCAGCCCAAGAUCACGUCAACCAGCAAGUCUCCGAGACGGUCACUUGCGAGAAGGACAUCAAGCCUUGCGGACUCAAGAAGAGCGACAUCUCCUCCAUGUUCACCGCCGACAAGGACGCCGAGCACCUCAAGUACCUGUGGACGGCGUGGAUCAAGAACGUCGCCAGGCUGAAGCCCCAGUACAAGAAGCUGCUGGAUUUGAGCAACACUGCCGCCAAGCUCAACGGGUUCGCCGACGGUGGCGCGAUGUGGCGCAGCGCUUUCGACCUCUCGAACAAGAACACCCCACCCAAGUUUGACCUGAAGGUGAAGGCCCAGGAGAUUUACGACAAGGUCAAGCCGUUCUACCAGCAGCUCCACGCCUACAUGCGUCGCCAAAUCGCUGGCAUCUACAAGAACCCCGCCGGGCUCACCAAGGACAGACCGAUUCCUGCGCAUCUUUUCGGAAGCACUGAAGGAGGCGAGUGGGCCAACCACUACGACCAGACGAAGCCCAACUUCGAGGACGACCCCGUUUCAUCGGAGAUUCUCGAGGCCAUGCAGGCACAGAACUACACUUCUAAGACCAUGUUCAUCAAGGCCUACCGCUACAUGAAAUCUGUUGGGUUCCCGUCACUCCCGAAGACAUUCUGGACAAGCUCCGUGUUCCAACGUGUCUGGUCAAAGGAUAUGCUCUGCGACCCGGCCGCCGCUUUCGAUAUGCGUGACGGAAAGGACUUCAGAGUGAAGGCCUGCGCCCAGAUCGGCGAGCCCGACUUCAAGCUGGCCCAUUCUCUGUUGGCUCAGGUCUACUACCAAUACCUCUACAGGACCCAAGCAGGAGCUUUCAGGGAAUCCGCCAGUCCUUCCAUCAACGAGGCCAUUGCCGCUGUUUUCGCGCAUCUGGCCUCGAACCCGAACUAUUUGUAUUCUCAGCAACUCCUCAGCCACGAGCACCUCGAGAUCAAGGAGUCCACAAUUGUCAAUAGGCUGUACAAGGAAGCCCUUGAUAACAUCGCCAAAAUUCCGUUUGCCGUCACCGCCGACACGUGGCGAUAUGACAUUCUGGAGGGCAAGACCGACGAUGACAAGUGGAAUGAGGAGUGGUGGAAGUUGAGAGAAACCCUCGAGGGAGUGAAGGCCCCGGAGGAGAAGAUCAUGCCCGCCCAGACCGACGCCUUCAUGCAUACCCAGAUCAACCAGGUCCACUCCCCCGCCAUCCGAAAUCUGAUUUCCUACGUUGCGCAGUUCCAGAUUCUGAAGUCGCUGUGCCCUCCGGAUACGGAAUUGGCCGAGGGCUGCAUCCUCUCCGAAGACACGACCUUCAAACUCCGCGAGACCAUGGCCAAGGGCUCAUCCAUUGACUGGCUGAUGGCCCUGGAGAUGUUGACCGGAAAGGCCGAGCUUGAUGCUCAGCCCCUGCUCGACUACUUCAAGCCGUUGAUCACCUGGCUGGAGAACGCGAACGAGAUCAACCAGGUCUACGUUGGAUGGGAUGGCGAGGGAACGAGGUUCCAGGCUGACGAAAUCCCGGAAAUCCAAUCUGACGGCAAGGUCUCAUCUGGAAUUUUGAGCGAGGACAAAGUGGCCUUCCCUGGAGGUGCAUGUACCAAUGGCGAGGACUGUCUUCUUGAUUCACAUUGCGAUGGAAAGGUUUGCGUCUGCAACGAAGGUCUCUUCACUCUCAAAUUCGACAACACCGUCUCGUGCGUCGCGUCCAACCCAAUGACGAGUGGAUUUAUUGGAGGCGAUGGAGAUUUCAUCGGUGUCAACCUCGUUCCAUCCGAAACCACGACGACCGAGGCCCCGAAGGUGACGACCAGGGUCACCACUUCCCGGCCGAUUACGCGCUCCGCCACCACCGCGUUCGGCUUCGGUUUCUUGAUCGCGCUGCUCUGCGCUCUGUUU